Molecule: messenger RNA, 1821 nt
Organism: Candidula unifasciata
Lineage: Eukaryota; Metazoa; Mollusca; Gastropoda; Stylommatophora; Geomitridae
Source: the annotation of a GenBank genome assembly
AUGGCGGCAACAUCUCUACAGACACAGUUCCCGCUGCACUGGCUAGUUUGGCACAAUAAUUUUCGCGAGCUGGACGCGGAGUUAGAGAAGAAUGUGCAUGAUAUUGAGCUUGCAGAUCCACGGGGGCGUACACCACUUCACCUGGCGGUGGCUUUAGGUCACCUAGAGAGCACACGAGUACUUCUGCGUCAUGGGGCCAACGCCAACGCUGAAAAUAAAGGAUACUGGUCAGUUCUCCAUGAGGCAGUCUGUACCGGAGACCCCGAGAUUGUUCAGCUGGUUCUGCAGUACCGAGAUUUUCAAAGAUAUUCCAAGCGAACAUUUGGAGUGCCAGACUUGCUCAGGAAACUGGAGGAGUCACCAGAUUUUUAUGUGGAGAUGAAAUGGGAGUUCACAAGCUGGGUUCCGCUGAUUUCCAGGAUGUGUCCUAGUGAUACUUACAAAGUCUGGAAAAGAGGUUCCAGCGUACGUAUUGACACAACACUCCUUGGGUUUGACAACAUGACCUGGCAGAGAGGCAGUCGCAGCUACAUCUUCAAAGUGGCAGGUGACAACUCUGCAUCAAUCAUGGAGGUCGAUCAUGACCUGCGUGAAGUUUACCAGGAAAUUAUUCGCGUGUUGCCUACAUCAGCCGAAUCUUCGGUCAUGCGGCCCUCAGAGGAAGCUGUAGCGGCCAGGCUGACAUCGCCAGCAUGCACCACAUAUGUUGACACUAAUAGAAUUUCAUUUGAAAGGAGCAAGUCUGGGAUUUGGGGUUGGAGAAGUGACAAAAUGGAGCCCAUUAAUGGAUACGACUGCAAAGUUUUCACAGCCAACAACGUAGAGCUGGUCACCAAGACUCGCACAGAACACCUGGCUGGCAAGGACAAGCAGAAGGCCAAGAAGUCCAUCAGCAAAACCCCACUAGAGUCAUUCCUCGGCACGGCAGAGGAGGCCGUCAGCACCACGUCCAGCAGCAGCAGCAGUCUAGAAGGGCUGUCGACAGUGGUGUCUUACAACCCCGGCAACAUCACACCAGAGGAAUAUUUCAAUUCACUGAUUGACCUUGGUGACAAGGACAUAGGCCGGCCCAAAGAGCAGGCUGUCAAAGUUCAGAAGUUCAAGGCCAGUUUGUGGCUGUGUGAAGGCUACCCUCUGUCCCUGCAGGAGCAAGUUAUUCCCAUUAUCGACCUCAUGGCACAGAGCAAUGCUCACUUCGCCAAACUUCGUGACUUCAUCACCUUACAGUUGCCUGCAGGGUUUCCUAUCAAAAUUGAAAUCCCAUUGUUCCAUGUCCUAAAUGCACGAAUCACUUUCGGAAACAUCCAGGCCAGCGAAAGUGAAGCUCUCUAUGUCACACCAGUCAAAACUGAGGAGAACUUGACGUGCUCCAUUGAUGACGAGUGUUUUAGUGCUCCAGCUGGAUACGGUCGACUUGGUGGAGAUGGUCAUCACGAAAGGCUACGAGAUGAAGACGACCAGCUCCUGCAGUUUGCCAUACAACAAAGUCUGGUUGACUCUGGCACAGAGAAUGACCAGGUGACAUUUUACGAAGCAUUGAACAAGGGCAAAGAUCUGCCUGGUCUUGAGGAUGAGGACAAGAUGCUGCAGCGAGCGAUUGCUGCGAGUCUACAGUCAAGAACAGCAGCAGACGGCAGCACAGAGCCUCCUCCCAUCAGCCAGCGGCCCAGAAUGCCUCUCCCAGUCAGGUUGGCAGAAGAUGAGGACCUUCAGCUGGUUCUAGAACUUUCCAAGAAGGAGCAGGAGGAGGAAGAGCAGCGAAGGAAGCAAGAGGAAGAAGAAUUGCAAAAGAUUUUGGAGCUCUCUUUAAUGGAAAAGUAA